AUGUUCCACAAGCUUCUAUUGGCAUUGCCUCUUCUCUCGCUUACAUUCCUUGCUCUCGCCGGUCCAGUGGAACAACGCGAGGCAGCACCGGGACUCAUCGAUGACUUGUUGAAAGGCGUCCUGUCACCGAUCGCACAACUCAUCAAGGAUGUCCUCGCUGGUACAAAAUCUGGUAUCGACGACUAUAAGACCAACAAGCCACUUAUUUGCUUGUCUGCCGUUGACUCUUGCUGUGCUUGGUAUGAUGUAUCGAAAGAGCUCACUAGCCUAUUUUUACAGGCCGACGGUCAAUGUAACGACAACGCUCGCGCAGCAGUACGCUUUGGCUUCCACGAUGCCGGUUCAUGGGACAAGAACGCCCCCAACGGCGGCGCCGAUGGCUCCCUGUUGAUGAACUUUGGCGAGGAAGGGCGACCUGAGAACAACGGAUUGCAGACUAUCCGCGGAGUGCUCCAGAAUGUUCAGAAGAAGUAUAAUGUCGGCUACGCCGAUCUGGUUCAGUACGCACACAAUCAUGCCACUAUCUCUUGCCCCAAGGGCCCUCGUAUCCGGACCUUUGUCGGCCGCAAAGACGCGACACAGGCUGCACCAAAGUUCCUGCUACCAGACGUCAACGACAGCGCAGAUAAUCUCAUCGCACUAUUUCAAGCCAAGGGGUUCUCUGCGCACGAUCUAGCUGCUCUCGUUGGUGCUCACGCUACAGCAAAGCAGCGCUUCGUUGAUACAACUCAAGCCGAGAAACCGCUCGACACCACCCCAGAGACGAAACCAAACAGCAAGAUUUUCGUUCUUCCUUCCGACAAGGUGCUGAGCGUCCACCCAAAGGUCAAUGAUGAGUGGAAGUCUUUUGUUGGCGACCAGAAGCACUGGAACGAAGACUACGCAAAGGCUUAUAUUAGGAUGAGCUUGACAGGCGUCACCAAUCUGAAGGAUUUGAAGGACUGCACAAGGACAUUGCCUGCGAGCAGACCCAACUUUGUCGCUCCCAAGCUACAAUAG
Messenger RNA from Boeremia exigua, 999 nucleotides. Its product is annotated as ligninase LG6 precursor. Gene Ontology annotation, molecular function: peroxidase activity; heme binding. The record is from RefSeq and is a predicted model, not a curated record. The transcript is spliced from 3 exons. Bases 1 to 999 code for a protein of 332 amino acids. Gene Ontology annotation, biological process: cellular response to oxidative stress; hydrogen peroxide catabolic process; response to reactive oxygen species. Lineage: Eukaryota; Fungi; Ascomycota; Dothideomycetes; Pleosporales; Didymellaceae.